Molecule: messenger RNA, 977 nt
Organism: Octodon degus (degu)
Lineage: Eukaryota; Metazoa; Chordata; Mammalia; Rodentia; Octodontidae
Product: olfactory receptor 10A4
Exons: 1
Coding region: 12-959 (315 amino acids)
Biological process (GO): G protein-coupled receptor signaling pathway
Cellular component (GO): membrane
Molecular function (GO): olfactory receptor activity; G protein-coupled receptor activity
Source: RefSeq, a predicted model, not a curated record
UGGACAGAAGUAUGAUGUGGGAAAACUGGACAACAGUCAAUGAGUUUAUUCUUAUAAGCUUCUCAAACCUGUCUUCUGAGCUACAGGCUCUGCUGUUUCUCCUGUUUUUGAUCAUUUACUUGGUUACACUAAUGGGAAAUGUCCUCAUCAUCCUGGUCACUACUUCUGAUUCUGCUCUGCAAAGUCCUAUGUACUUCUUCCUCAGAAAUUUAUCCUGCCUGGAGAUAGGUUUCAAUUUGGUCAUUGUGCCUAAGAUGCUGGAGACCCUGAUUGCCCAAGAAACAACCAUUUCCUUCCUUGGCUGUGCCACUCAGAUGUAUUUCUUCUUCUUCUUUGGGGCUGCUGAGUGCUGCCUCCUGGCCACAAUGGCUUAUGACAGUUAUGUGGCCAUCUGUAACCCCUUGCAUUACCCAGUUAUCAUGGGACUCAAGACCUGCACUCAACUGGCAGCUGCAUCUUGGUUCUCAGGCUUUCCAGUGGCCACCGUACAAACUUCCUGGAUUUUCAGUUUCCCUUUUUGUGGCCCCAACAAGGUGAACCACUUCUUCUGUGACAGCCCUCCUGUCAUCAAACUGGUCUGUGCUGAUACCUCUCUGUUUGAAUUGGAGGCCCUGACAGCAACUGUCCUAUUUAUUCUCUUCCCAUUCUUGCUGAUCCUAGGGUCUUAUGUCCGCAUCCUCUCCACCAUCUUCAGCAUGCCCUCAGCUGAGGGGAAACACAAGGCCUUCUCCACGUGCUCCUCCCACCUCCUUGUUGUUUCCCUCUUCUACAGCACAGCCAUUCUCACUUAUUUCCGACCCCGUUCUAACACUUCUCCUGAGAACAAAAAGCUGCUGUCACUGUCCUAUACAGUGGUCACUCCCAUGCUGAAUCCCAUCAUCUACAGUUUAAGGAAUAACGAAGUGAAGGCUGCCCUAAGGCGGGUCAUCCGCAGAAUUAGGGGCCUUCAGAAGCUAUGACUAACUUAGAUGGAAACU